AUGCUGGUGAAAAAGCAUGCAGGGAAAGGUGGGGGUCGGGAGCCAGGCUCCGAGGACCCGAGCCCCGCCAGGCAGCGUUGUGCCUGGACCGUGCCCCCCUGCACCGCCCUGUCGGCCCUUCUGUCGGUGGUGGCCGUGAUGUCUUGUCUGUACCUGGGGGUGAAAACCAACGACCUCCAGGCGAGGAUCGCUGUUCUCGAAUCCUCAAAAGGGGACCCUUCCAUCCAUCUGCUUCCCGAUGGCCUGGAUCAGCUCAAAGCAAUGGUGCAAGAGAAAGUGGAGCAACUUCUGGCUCAGAAAUCCUAUGAACAAAUGGCUAAAAUAAGAAUUGCAAGAGAAGCACCUUCAGAGUGCAACUGCCCAGCAGGCCCUCCAGGGAAACGAGGUAAAAGGGGCCGAAGAGGAGAAUCUGGUCCUCCUGGUCAACCUGGUCCUCAGGGCCCUCCAGGUCCAAAAGGUGAUAAGGGAGAACAAGGUGAUCAGGGACCUCGGGGUCUGCCAGGCUUCCCCACAGUUGCUGCUCUGCACAGUAAUCAGAUCCUCACCGUCAAGGGUGACCAAGGACAGGCUGGGCCUCCAGGACCUCCAGGCCCUCCUGGCCCAAGAGGGCCUCCAGGGGACACAGGGAAAGAUGGCCCCCGUGGAAUGCCAGGAGUGCCCGGUGAACCAGGGAAACCAGGAGAGCAAGGCUUGAUGGGUCCUCUGGGGCCUCCAGGACAAAAGGGUUCUGUGGGAGAACCUGGAAUUCCAGGGGUGAAUGGUCAAAAGGGUGAUCCCGGGUUGCCUGGAGCAGUAGGACAAAAUGGAAUACCAGGGCCAAAGGGAGAACCUGGAGAUCAAGGCGAAAAGGGAGAAGCUGGAGAGCAUGGCCCCAAAGGUGACACAGGCGAAAAGGGUGACCCUGGGUCAUCAGCUGCAGGAAUUAAGGGAGAACCUGGAGAAUCUGGUCGCCCAGGACAAAAGGGUGAACCAGGGCUUCCUGGGCUUCCUGGACUUCCGGGGAUAAAGGGAGAACCAGGUUUCAUUGGUCCUCAAGGAGAACCAGGCUUACCAGGGUUACCAGGAACAAAGGGUGAACGUGGGGAGACAGGGCCUCCUGGAAGAGGUGAGCGAGGGGAGCCUGGAGCCCCUGGACCAAAGGGUGAUCGUGGAGAGAAAGGGGACUCUGGAGCCCUGGGACCAAGGGGUCCACCUGGUCAAAAGGGAGAUCAGGGAGCCACCGAGAUCAUAGACUACAAUGGCAAUCUCCAUGAAGCCUUGCAGGGCCCCCCUGGACCACCUGGACCUCAAGGACUACAAGGGCCAAAGGGAGAGCCAGGAUCUCCAGGAAUCCCAGGAGUUGAUGGAGAGCAGGGACUUAAAGGCUCUAAGGGAGACAUGGGGGACCCAGGUAUGCCAGGUGAAAAAGGAGGAAUCGGACUUCCUGGAUUACCGGGUGCCAAUGGAAUGAAAGGAGAAAAAGGAGACUCCGGAUUGCCAGGUCCUCAGGGUCCUUCUAUCAUAGGCCCACCAGGCCCACCAGGCCCCCAUGGCCCACCAGGCCCCAUGGGACCCCAUGGACUUCCUGGACCAAAGGGUGAACCAGGGUUAAAUGGUGUUAAAGGAUUGAAGGGUGAACCAGGUCAAAAGGGUGACAGAGGACCCCUUGGUCUUCCAGGAGCAUCUGGCUUAGACGGAAAGCCAGGAUCCCGGGGUACAGAUGGCCCUAUGGGACCCCAUGGCCCCGCAGGUCCCAAAGGAGAAAGAGGUGAAAAAGGAGCUAUGGGAGAACCCGGACCCAGAGGACCCUAUGGUCUGCCUGGCUUCCCUGGUCCACGAGGCGAGAAGGGUGAUGUGGGAGAAAAGGGAGAAAAGGUGACCUCUCCAUUCUAG
Molecule: messenger RNA, 1872 nt
Organism: Enhydra lutris kenyoni (northern sea otter)
Lineage: Eukaryota; Metazoa; Chordata; Mammalia; Carnivora; Mustelidae
Product: collagen type XXV alpha 1 chain
Exons: 33
Coding region: 1-1872 (623 amino acids)
Source: RefSeq, a predicted model, not a curated record